Molecule: messenger RNA, 1597 nt
Organism: Trematosphaeria pertusa
Lineage: Eukaryota; Fungi; Ascomycota; Dothideomycetes; Pleosporales; Trematosphaeriaceae
Exons: 5
Coding region: 19-1470 (483 amino acids)
Molecular function (GO): magnesium ion transmembrane transporter activity; cobalt ion transmembrane transporter activity; magnesium ion binding
Source: RefSeq, a predicted model, not a curated record
CGAAUUUCUUAGACCGUGAUGGCAACUGCACCCCGCCAAUCUUCCAUCAUCUCUUCCGGGCAAUGGCGAAACAACAAGACGCCGCUUAUCUCGCGGGCUUCGGAAGUACUACGCGGGUACCCGAGGGCUUCCUGCUCGUUCAUUGGGUCCAUCCACGAUGCGCGGCGCGCGAGUGGUUUGCUCGACAACCAGCACAACUUUGCACAGGAGACGAGCGUCGAGGUGUACGAGGCUACGCGGACGGAGCGCAUGCGGCAAUUUGCUCUGGACGAGGCAUCUGGGAUCGAAUAUCUUCGAAAGAUUCGUCAAGACAGAACCCCUAGUGAUCCCGUGCUGCGCAUCCUCUUUUGCCAGCUCGAGGAAGCAAAAGGCGGUACAAGCUUCAACUACCGCGUGUCCCUGAGCUCCAACUUCGCCAAACAGCUCCUGAAAACAUUCGACAUCACACCACAGUUCACUGGCGCGCUUCUUGGGGAGCCAGACUACUGGGCGCCCGGCGACUUCGCCAGUCUGGACGAACAAGGUAAUAUCCAAAGACUCGAAUUCUGCUGCCAACAGCCCCGCUGGGCGAUCCACCGCAAAGGCGCCCCGUGGUGCAUCUACAUGGCGCACUCCUUCAGCAGCAACUGCACAACCUACAUCCUCGUCUGCGACGCGCAGCAAACGCGCUUCGACAUCGUCAAAGAGCGGCUCUCCGACAUCCUGAACGCGGACCGCAAAACCUGGACCGCGCUCAGCGACUCCAUCGACCCGUUCUUCCUGCACCUGCUCAUCACGCACGAAGUAUUCCUCGACGCCGUGCCGUCGAUAACAAAGCUGCGGCACCAGCUGUACGACUCGCUGGACCGCGUGGACCGGUACGCGGAAACCGCGGCGGGCGGGCGCAAGAGAAGCGAGCUGGAGGAGCUGACUAUCCAGCUGCACGUUGUGUCGCAGGAGACGGACCGCAUGUCCGCGAAUGUGGAGAUGUCGAGCAUGAUUGUGCAGCGGCUGCUGCGCGCGCAUGAGCGGUAUCGCGGGAAUGUGGAUGAGGUGGGGAAGAGGGAUUCGGUUGUCAAGACGGAUGAUGCGCUGCGGUAUUUGGCGGAGUCGAUUGAGAGCCAGAAGCGGUGGCUGAAUAGCUAUAAGUCAAGGAAGGAUAUUGCGAUGAAUCUGGUCUUCAACCUCGUCACGCAGCAGGAUAGCGCAACUGGGACGACUAUAGCGAGAGAGGCAAAGGCUGAUGGCUCUGCAAUGCGCGUCAUCGCCACGAUGACUAUGGUCUUCCUGCCUGGCACAUUCAUGUCGUCAGUGUUCGGCAUGGCCAUGCUAGAUAAUGCACGGUGGUGGCUUUAUGUUGCGCUUACUAUACCCCUCACCCUUUUAGUAAUCAGUAUCUGGUUGAUAUGGCAGAAGUCUGAAAGGCUGAGUCAGUUGGCUAGAAGGCUGACUCGAAAACUGCACAAGGAGGGCAAGGAUUGUGUCGUAUAAGGGAUGACUUUCAAUAGCGUCGCCGACAUGCCCGUAAUGAUUAUCAUGGCACUGAGCGAUUCCAGAGAGCAUGUCAAGCUUCAUAUCUCAUUUGCAUGGCGUUCAAGACGUAAGAGAACGCGCAAAU